AGCUUUUUCCUUCCCUUCUUUUUUUUUCUCUUUCUCUCUCUCUCUUUUAUAUAUUCACAUUCAAAAAUGCCUUUAACAAUGAUUAUAAAAAUAGCAAGUUAUGUGUAUAUAAUUUCAAUGAUGCUUGAUCGAGAGGAAAUGAUCAAUAAAACUGCACAAUUCCUGUCAAUGGUUAUUGUACCUGUUGAUAAAAAAAAUAUAAUGGCACAUAUGGCGAGGAGCUUUGUGCUUUUAAUUCGAUUUGUGGUGCUUUUUACUAUUUUAAGUGGGAAUGCAAUUUAUAAAGCCUUUAAAAAAUCAGCCUGUCGCGAAAAAAUAUCACACAAGAAAAAACCUGGUGUUAUUAUUCAAGCUGCAAUCGAUAAUACGCCAAUGCAUUCCUCUGCAGAUACAUUACCAGUGACUAAAAAAGAUGCGGGACCAAUGACGGCAGUAUUACCUAUUAAUAACCUAAUUGAUCAAUCAUUCGAACCGGAUAGCACUCAAUUAUUAUCAUCUAAUCAAUUAGACAAAUCAAUCGACGACACAAUUACAACAAAUGCUGUAACACCCAUAUUGGCUCAAGAUCAACUGAUAAACGAUGUAAAAUUACAUGUGAUACCACUGCCUACAAUGCAAACCAAAGAUAUUGUACAACAACCGGAGGAAGCCAUUCCGCUAAUUCAAGAUGAACACAUAUCUUCUACUGCUGCUACAAGUACUACCAUCACACCACCUGUUGAAUCAAGUGACUCCAAGGAACAAUUCUAUUCUGAUUUAGUCAAAAAAGACAGUAAUAUUAUGUCAUUAUCUGAUAAUCUUCAACGCAUAUUUGAUGAACCCGCAACCCCUCUUCCAUUACAAAAAUCUGAUGUCAUUCACAGUCGACCUAUUUCUGUACAACAUAGCCUCGAAGAAAUGAACACCACUACAACCCCUGCGCUUACACCACCUCACCUAAGCUCUGCUUCAUCCCGACGAAGUAGUGUUACAACUAUGGGCGGAAAACUUCAUACAGCAGUUCAAAGGAUUUCAAGAAUCGGCUCUCGACAUUCACAAACUGAGCCCUCACAACAACAACAAACAAUUGAUCCAAGUACUUCCCCUUCUAUAAAAAAACGAAACAGAUUCUCUACAUUGAGUAGAUUAGGUCGGAAAAAGAGCACUAUCAGUACCUUAUCUGACCACGACAAUCACAAUCAGAAACCAGAAAUACCAUCUGUCCAAGUUCCAAAAAAAUCUCGCGGCCUCAGAAACACAAUCAAAAGGACUGGUAAAAAACUGACUAGUCUCUUAACUCCAAAUCGUACAUAAACAAACAAAACAAAACAAAAAAAAAAGCUGCUGCAUUUACAUAUUACUAUUUAAUCUUCUUACCCCCUUUUUGCUAUUUAUCUAUCUAAAUUAAAAUAUCUUAACUUUCGGAUUUUCUCCGAGGAUUUCCUCUUUGCUCUCUCGCUCUAAAAGUAGUGUUAAACGCUAAAUAUUAUAAAUUUUGAUAUUUGAUACCAGUAGCUCAUUGUUAUUGUAACACAAGCAUUUACCAUUAGGUCCCAGUUUGAUGCCAAGCUCGAACGUAAUUAUACUGGUCACCACAAAAAUUUCCCC
This is a messenger RNA of Mucor mucedo, 1587 nucleotides long. RefSeq lists its product as uncharacterized. The record is from RefSeq and is a predicted model, not a curated record. Lineage: Eukaryota; Fungi; Mucoromycota; Mucoromycetes; Mucorales; Mucoraceae. The transcript has a single exon. Bases 67 to 1293 code for a protein of 408 amino acids.